Molecule: messenger RNA, 156 nt
Organism: Bipolaris maydis ATCC 48331
Lineage: Eukaryota; Fungi; Ascomycota; Dothideomycetes; Pleosporales; Pleosporaceae
Source: RefSeq, a predicted model, not a curated record
AUGAAGUUUAUUGCUAUCAUCGCUAUCGUCAUGAGUGGCGUGGCGGCUACAGCUAUCCCAGCUGAGCUUCAGGAGCGUCAGUGCAUUUUUAACGGGCCCGUCCCGUGUGGAAGCAGUAAUGAAGUGUGCCAGCCUGCAACCACAGGAUGCACAUAA